AUGUCUGGCAACUUUGAAAGACAGUUACAAGCCGACCUCCAUCUGUUCAAGAGCGAGGGAGGCCGCAAGUUUCCGAAGCUUCGAGAUUGUGCAGAACGAGCAGAUCGCUACCUCCGCGAGCUGAGCGAGGGGGGGGCGACCACGGAUCAGGAGUUUGCCACAGCGUUGAGGCAAGUCGGCGAGAUUCUGAAUCCUGGGCUGAUAGCGAUAGAGACGAAGAAUGCAAAGUUCAUGUCCAUGGGGUGGGGUUAUAUUACUCGACUCGCCAUGUACGAUGCGAUAGAGCGCGAAGCUUUCACCGCGGUGGGUCAGGCCAUGAAGCAGGCGUGCGACAGCCAUGGCGAUGAGAAUGUUCAGCUACGCGUCUUGCAGUGUAUCACUGCAUCCAUGCAAGCUCCGACGCUCCUGUCCUCUCGCCAGGCUGUCUGCACGCUGGUGGAGAGUAUCCUAUCUUUGUACCAUAACAAGAGCGCGACGAUCUCAAAUACUGCUGCUGCAACAUUGAGGCAGAGUGUGUGUACCUUGUUCGAGUUUGCCUGCCAUGCCUCGGACCCCGCGUCGUUUGCGCAGGAUGAACAAGACGGUGAAAAAGUUGAGCUAGAUGGCAACCAAGACCUGCAGGCAGAGCCAGACAAGUCCCGCACGAGGGGAGAGCUGCACAGAGCUGCGGUUCUCCUUGCGGCAGAGAGCAUCGCAAACGCUUGCACGAUUCUGCAGGAGCUCGGGGUGCUAGCAGGAGGAGAUCCGUCCAAGGUGUUGAACAUCAAGACACAUGCAAACAUCGACCUGCUCUGCCUUGAGGUCAUCGACGCCGUUCUCCGAGCUCAGAUGCCCUUCUGCUUGACGCACAGCAGCGUGCUCGGAGUACUUCGAACCAGCACCUGCCCGAUGAUCGUCAAGAAGUUGCAGAAGUGCAUGGGAGCAGGGAACAGGAAGGAGCAGAAGUUCAACUACUGCAUCAGAACCUUCCGCAUCGCAGGAGCCAUCGUCUCAUCGCACCACCAGGCUCUCCUCCUCGACAUCUCCAACAUCAUCUUCGUCAUGACCCACAUCAUCACCACUGAUCUUCCUGCCUGGCAGCAGCACCUUGCCCUCGAGACCCUGAGGACGUUCUCCCUCCAGCCCCAAUUUCCUCCUGCUAUGAGCGGCCUCUUCCAAGUCCCGUGCAGCAACCUCGCAGAGGAGGGCCCGGGAGGAGACCAAGGCAGCAACAUGCUCCUGGAGAUGAUCAAGGCGCUGGAGAGGAUCGUGCGGAAGGUGCUGGGAUCUUUGUCACAGGGAGAGGCCGCAAACUCGACAGGAGGGCAGCCAGCGCGAGUGCAGCUGGAGGGGAUCGAGCCAAUGACGGGCAAGCUGAAGUUGUAUGACAUGCUGGGGCAGGUCGGCCCUGAGCUUCCCCCUGGAGUUGGGAGCGAGCUGGCGUUGUUUGAGCUGGCCCUCCUCGUGCUGUGUGACGUGGCAAAGACGAUCGGGAGCAUGACGGGAGUCGUCCGUCACGUCGACUUCCCCCACAGCCUCGCGGGUCACCCGCGUUGCAACUCGGAGGUGAUGAUGCAGAACGUGCAGGAGACGCGGAGGAUGGUGGAGCUCACAUGGCAACACCUCCUUCCUGGGCUCCAGCUCGGCAUGAUCAGCGUGCAGUCGACGGCCUUCUUGGAGCCGCUCAUCGACGCCUACGUCUCCUACACGCAGGCGUGUGCCGUACUGCAGAUGGUGGGCCCUCGAGACAAGGCCCUCGCUCCCCUGUGCCGCUCUGCUCUGCCAGGAGGAGCACCUGACGGGUCGGCGGUGCCUCUCCAUCCCCACAACAUCCUCAUCACGAAGGCCCUGAUGCUGCUGGUCUUCGACAUGGGCGGCGUGCUGGGGGACUCGUGGAGCAUGGUGCUGGAAGUGCUCCAGAGGCUGGACUCGGCCCUCAUCGAGCGAGGCCUCCUCCCCGAUAACCCGGGGAGAGGAGAAGAUCCGCCCAAAGUGCUCGCGGAAGGAUCGUGGAGCGAGGGGAGGAUGGAGGCAGAGCUAGUCAAGCUCCGCCUGUACCUGGACAUGAUGUUCGAGCAGACGGACCAGCUCGACGACGAGGCGAUAGUCGUCCUCCUUGGGUGUCUGUGCCGCGUCAGCAUCAGCUCCAUCUCGGGCUCCCGUCCUGACAUCGUUGGGGCGAACGCGGCGGGGAAGGGAGAGAAGAUGUUCGGCAUCGACAAGGUCAUCGUGGUCAUGCUCAACAACCUGCAGAGGAUGGGGAGGCUGUGGGAAGCUGCUGCUGCUGAGCUCUCCCGCGUCGCCCUCCACAACCGCGCGACCGUCAGGCGUUACGGCAUGACAUGUAUAACGGAGCUCAUGAUCGCUGCCUUCAAGAACCGAGCUGGACGCCAGCCCGGGUCUCCCUCCACCCCGAGCACCCCGCAGAGCCCAGCACCCGGGCAUCACGACGACCCCGCAAACUUUGACAUGGAGCGGCGGAUCCUGGCGGUGUACGAGGAGCUGUACCGCAGCCCGUGGGCAGACACCAAGAAUUACGUGCUGGAGGGCUUGUACCAGCUGCUCCUCUCUUGCGGGGAGGACGUGGGCCCGGCAUGGCCGCUAGUUCUCGCGCUGCUCAAGGGAGUCGCGCAGGAUCAGGAGGAGCAGCUUGUCCGAAACGACUUCCUGUCUGCGCUGCCAGUCGACUGCCUGCAGCUGCUGCUAACGACGAUCGGAGCGUACGGGUGUCAGGGGUCAGACCUCAACAUCUCCCUCACCGCCAUUACCCUGCUGUGGAACAUCGCAGACUUCUUCGGCAGAGAGCGUCCUGCCCUCCUUGCGGCCUUCUCCGAGGUCGAUUUUCAUCCUCAAGUCCCUCGUCUUUCCGUCUCCGAUGACGGUGAGCUCGUGAGCGAAGCAGACGACCUGGAGGAGGAAGCUCGACUGUGGCAUGCAACCUGGGAAACUGCUUUCCAAGGAGUAGCGAGGAUGUUCCAGAUCUACUUUCACGUCCUCCGCUCCUUGUCCUCAGCCGACGCUGCUUGGCUAUCCUUCAUGUCUCACCUCGAGUCCGCGAUCCUCAGUGGAUCACAGAAGGUUGCGAGCGCAUCCUUAAUUUCUAUGAGGGUCAAGCAGCUGCCCCCGAGCAUGUGGAGCCUCUGCUGGGACACGCUGGAGCGCUCGGUGGAGCGAGCUACUGCUGACAUGGCGACGCAGAUCAAGAUCGUGCGAGAAGUGAUCGGGAUGUUGACGUGUCUGCAAGACUCUGACAGUGUGAGGGAGACCGGGCUGCUAAAGCAGAACAACCUUUGCAGUUUGAUCCGCAUGCAGGACCAGCUGCUGUGUGCCAUGUUUGCGAGUGAGAGCUCAAGCACGAACUACUCUUGGGAGGAGAGCACGCGUCCUCCUGCUACAUCCUCCUCCUCCUCUCCCUCCUCCGACGCUCUUGUGCGGGCGAGUCUGAACAGAAUCGUCGAUCUCUUCGUGGAAGCUUGUCCGCCUCCCGUCCAGGCGCAAGUCAUCGCAGAGCUCGCUCCUCGCCUGCUCCUUUCCAUGUGCUCCAAAUUUUCCUCCUCCUCCUCGCCUGCCGCAUGGAAGGGUGCGGCACAGGCCUUCAUGAGCGUAUGCAGUCAUGGCUUAUCUUCACUUAACCUCUCCGAGUCGAUCGCCAAGGAAGAGAAGAUUGCUCUCUGGCUGAGAACAUGCGCGGGCAUCAAAUCCUUCCUGCUUCCUUCUGAGCGAGAGCUGCAAGCUCCCGCCAUGGAGUCGCUGGAGCAGGCGCAGGAGAACGAAGUGCUUGAUAUCCAUCUCGCACAGGUGGAGGAGCAGCUGCUUUCGAUCCUCAGCGAGAUUGUCUCUACCCUCCUCUCCAUCCCCAUGAGCCCCAUGGGACCAUCUACUCGUUCCUUCAGGUUCUACCUGGCCGAGCACUGCCUGGGUUUUCUCUUCGAUCUCUCCUCCUCCUCUUCUACCGAGGAAAUUUCCCGCCAGUGGGAAGAAGGAGAGGGGGUGGAGGAGGUUCGGAUACCCGAGGAGAGGAGGCUCAGCAUCGCCAAGCUCGCUGCUCCCAUGCUCGUCUCCGCCUGCCGCCACAUCUUGGAGGAGUACGUCAAGGAUGAGUCCGAGGCUUCUUCUUGUCCCCUCCCCCGCGCAAGGACCGAGCAAGUCGUGGGCGCCGCUCGUCGUCUGCAGGGGCUCGAGCUUGACCCGGAAGUCAGUCAACAUCUCUAUCAUCAAAUGUACAUAAGGAAUCAGCUUACUGGCUCCGACAACACUACCGACAGCAUCACGGAGGUGCAGGUUGGAAGGUCGAGGAGACGAGCGCAUCUUCUGCUCCUCUUCGAGCCCAUGUGCAAGUGCAUUUCAUCCAACAAUCCGAUGCUGAGAGACAGCUUGCGGUCCAUGCUGGAAAUGGUGGGAAGGGAAGUUGGAAUUGGGGAGUGCGCAGCAAUGUUGGUAGGAGGAGCAGGAGCAGGAGCAGGACAUGCGCAGUAAGGGGAAGAAAUUCUUGAAAUGUAGAUGAAAGUGAAGGAAAACCUUU
Guillardia theta CCMP2712 is the source of this 4501-nucleotide messenger RNA. RefSeq lists its product as hypothetical. The transcript has 24 exons. Bases 1 to 4455 code for a protein of 1484 amino acids. The record is from RefSeq and is a predicted model, not a curated record. Lineage: Eukaryota; Cryptophyceae; Pyrenomonadales; Geminigeraceae.